AUGAGACGCAACUCGGCAUUAUCCGACACGAAUUCAGACUCUAGCAUGUCUUCAGCAUUCUCAGCGUAUUCAGCUGAUGAUUUGACAGAAGACAGAACACCUACAUCCAACUCAAAGCAGUUUUUCACCAACCUUGUACAAAAGACUCGUUCUCAAGUUGAACAAAAGACGUCCGAGAUAAAUGCAACUAUGCAAGAAAAGCUACCCGAGUGGAAGCAGCGUGGUGCCAUGUAUUCAAGCAAAGCAAAGGAAACUGGCAUAGAAUGGUCCAGGCGGGGAAAGGAAGCAGUCGAUAGAUGGAAAAAGGACAGAGCAGAGGAAAAUGCUCAUAACAGCAACUCGAGACAAUCUUCUUCUUCUUCUUCAAUAUCACAAUCUGAAAAUGCAGUAUUUGGCAUGCCUUUGGAGGUGGCAGUGGCAUUGACUAAAAUUGAUGCCGAUGAUUUGAUACCGGCUGUAUUCAAACGCUGUAUAGAGUACUUGGAUCAUGUUGGCAUACACGAAGUUGGAUUGUAUAGGAUUCCGGGAAGUACAAUCACUGUGAACAAAUUGAGAGCAGUGUUCAAUGAUGGAUCCGACAUUGAUUUUGAUACAACACAGCCAGAUCCUCAUGCUGUCGGAACAUUACUCAAGAUGUACUUGAGAGAAUUGCCUGAGCCCAUUAUCCCACUGGAACUCAACCAUGAAUACUCUCAACAAUUUAUGCAAUCCAUCAAAUCAUCCAACGAAGGCGACAGAAAAGCAAUGGAAGAUACUAUUAAUGUCACCACCUCUCUGUCCACGGUAGAGACCAGCAAACUACCGCCCAUCUCACCCGAGCUGCUAAACACUGUUAAAUCCAUCACAUCCAGGCUUCCCAUUUACAACUUUUGUUUACUCCAGUUGUUAUGCAAACAUUUAAAGAACGUAGCAGAUCAUGAAUCAGAGAACAGAAUGUCGAUAUCCAAUUUAGCCGUUAUUUUUAUUCCUACACUGAACAUUGGAAGAGCACUCUUCCAUUGCAUGGUAGAGCAUUACCAGGAUUUGUUUGAAGGCAUCAAAAAGACCAAGGCGCCUCCUCCACCGUUACCACAAAAGCCUCGCAAUCUUUCCAUAUCAUCAGCAGAUCAUGCCAUCACACCGCCAUCAUUACCUCCCACCAAUUCGCCGAGAAGGAUAUUCCAUGCAAAGACAAUGUCAGAUACCGACUUGAUGAAAAGACCAAUGACCGCAACGACUGCCACAGCCACCAGCAGCCAUAGUAGCAGCAGUACUAAUAGCAACCGUACUACUAAUUGCAACAACACACCUCCCUCCUCAAUAAAGAUUCCCCCUCCAAAACCAAGUCGAUCGCCUGCAGCACACAGUCAGCAACAGCAGCAUUUACCACCACGACCUCCUCAAGCACCUCCAGUAAAACCAAGGUCUAAAUCGGUAUCAUCACCUCAUCGAGUAGUGCAGCAGCAGCAGCAGCAGCAGCAGCAUCAGCAACAACAACAGCUAGUGCAAAAACAACAGGCCAACAGUGAGGAAGCAUUUUGGAAGCAAAGCGGUCGAGUAGAAGCCAUUGGCAAGCAAUUCGAGACACUGAUGAACAGUAACAUCACAAUGUCUUCUCCUACAUCUUUCUCCGCAUCUUCCUCUUCUUUACGGAAAUAA
Mucor velutinosus is the source of this 1638-nucleotide messenger RNA. Its product is annotated as CTD phosphatase Fcp1. Gene Ontology annotation, biological process: regulation of GTPase activity; signal transduction. The record is from RefSeq and is a predicted model, not a curated record. Bases 1 to 1638 code for a protein of 545 amino acids. Gene Ontology annotation, cellular component: cytoplasm. NCBI's taxonomy places the organism in Eukaryota, Fungi, Mucoromycota, Mucoromycetes, Mucorales, Mucoraceae. The transcript has 6 exons.